AUGGUGCGGUCAUCGUGGUGCCAAGUCUGCUCUGUCGCCACCUUUCUCGGGGACUGUUGGUGCAAGAUGCUGAUGACUCAUUCAGGAAAACAAGGAACGUCGCAUAUCCGAGCGUGUUCCUUGCGCAAACGUGGUCCUGAGCGUCCGGUAAGCUGGCGUCGGGUCGGGACGCCUGAGCCUGGGAAAGGCGCUGGGCCGUCCCCAGGGGGGGCCAGUGACGUCGGUGAGGAGCUGCCGAGCCCGCGGUGGUGCCGCCCGUCCCGGGCCGCGGGGAGCGGGGCGAGCGGGGACGCGCUGCCCGCCCUGCUGCCUGCUAUUCCCUGGGCAACACCACCACCUCCCGGCCGCGCCGGGCGGCUGCCUGCCUGCCCGCCGAGCCCCUGCCGCAUCCCCUCCCGCUUCCCGCUGACGGGAAGCCCCAGCGUUGUUUCUCGCCAGUCAGGGCCGGUGCUCGAUUUCUGGAAGGAAGCGAGUGAAGCUGCUGGUCUUCAGACGGAGGUGUUGCUGGAUGUAAACAGGGCUCUCGGAAAGCCUGUGGUCUCAGUGUUUGAUGCUUUCUUCGCUUCUCUUUUUGCAGGUGCUGAUAUUGUGCAGUGGCUUAUGAAGAACCUCAGCAUUGAGGAUCCAGGGGAAGCAAUACACUUGGGAAGCCUUAUUGCUGCACAGGGUUAUGUCUUUCCUAUCUCAGACCAUGUCCUUACCCUGAAAGAUGAUGGGACGUUCUAUCGUUUUCAGGCACCGUACUUUUGGCCUUCGAACUGCUGGGAACCAGAAAACACAGAUUAUGCCAUCUAUCUUUGCAAACGGACCAUGCAGAACAAAGCCAGGCUGGAGCUGGCGGAUUAUGAAGCCGAAAACUUAGCAAGACUUCAGAGAGCAUUUGCAAGGAAGUGGGAAUUCAUCUUCAUGCAAGCUGAGGCCCAAGUGAAAAUCGACAGGAAAAAGGAUAAAACAGAAAGAAAGAUUUUGGACAGCCAGGAAAGAGCAUUCUGGGAUGUGCACAGGCCUGUGCCGGGCUGCGUGAACACCACAGAAAUGGACAUUAGAAAGUGUCGUCGUAUGAAAAACCCACAGAAAGUGAAAAAGUCAGUAUAUGGGGUUACAGAGGAGUCUCAGCCCCAAAGCCCUGUACACAUGCCCUCCCAACCUGUACGCAAAACUACAAAAGAGGAUUUCCGGAAACAAAUAACUUUUCUCAACAUGCAGAUAGAGAGACAUUGUUUAAAGAUGUCCAAAGUAGCAGAAAGUUUAAUAGCUUACACAGAGCAGUAUGUGGAAUAUGACCCCUUUAUAACUCCUGCUGAGCCUUCCAAUCCCUGGAUAAGUGAUGAUGCAGCAUUGUGGGACAUUGAAAUGAG
This is a messenger RNA of Tauraco erythrolophus (red-crested turaco), 1358 nucleotides long. The record is from RefSeq and is a predicted model, not a curated record. Lineage: Eukaryota; Metazoa; Chordata; Aves; Musophagiformes; Musophagidae.